This is a messenger RNA of Uranotaenia lowii, 541 nucleotides long. RefSeq lists its product as uncharacterized. Lineage: Eukaryota; Metazoa; Arthropoda; Insecta; Diptera; Culicidae. The record is from RefSeq and is a predicted model, not a curated record. The coding region runs from base 227 to 541 and encodes 104 amino acids. The transcript has 3 exons.
AAAACCGAUAAAACCAAAUUAACUUUUCUAUGACCAUCUCUAGUGUAAAUUAUCUUCAAAAAUGCCAAACUGACUUGUUUCAGUGUAGCUGUCAGUCGGUGCGCAAAAGCAAAACGAAACAAAAAAAGCAAAAUUCGAUUCUCUGUCCGAAAAUCUCGUCUCGCCGUUUUCCGAGUUUCAAAAGGAUUCGUGAACCGCCGCCAAUCGGGUCCAAAAAGUUGUAAUAAUGAGUCAAAUGCUAAGGUUUGUUUGCAUCAAGAUUCCAAAGAGUCUUCAUAUUUUAGGAAGAAGUAAACGAAUUACGGAAAGGGAUUGUUUUAAAACCGACUGGGAGAACACUCAUCGUGAUCGUGUUGAACUUUUUUCGCAACAAAAAAAGCUACCGGAACUGGAAGCAAUCGAUUCAAGCCACCAACGAGCCAUCAACGAGCCACCGGAACCGCCACUUGAGAACCGAGAUCCCCCGCCGCAGGCCUGCACCGACGUGAGUACACUUAACACACAAUACACAAAACACACAGAAAUUAUAAACACACAAUAA